AUCAGACCUCAACUGUCCACUCAGCACACUCAAAUCUUUCAUCGCCUUCUUCACGAGAAUCUUCUGAUAAAAUUCUCAAGAACCCUAAUUUCUUCAGAUUUUCUCAAAUUUCUAAGAAAAUGAAGGUUGUCGGUGCAAAUGUCCACUUCCAGAAGUUAGAAGCCAAGUGCUCAUCACCGACAUUCUUUCAAAGCCAUCUGCAAAUGAUAGCCGCUCAAGAACUCUCCGAAUUUCUUCAAAUGGAGAUUCGCCUCAAAUUUGAGGAAGAAGUUCUUGAAUUCUACAGAAAUGGAGAGUUCAAAACUGCUCAUUCAAAGAAGAACCCACAGAAGACGUUUCCAGUCAUCAAGUCCACUGUUGGAGGUACAAAAAUGAAGCUUUCGCAAAAGAAAUUGGGAGAAAAGCUUCGCCUUCCCAAUUCUGGAGUUGAAGUUGGGAAAUUUCCAGUCAAAAAUCUGGACUGGAACAUCAUUGGAAUCUCUGGACAAGUUCCUUCUGGCCCAGCGAAGAAAGCAGAUCUAAACAACGAUUACAAGUUGGUUUUGGAACUGGUCAUCGCUUGCCUCGAGUGUGGAAGUGGAGGUCAUGCCGAUGACAUCACCCAGGAGAGAGCCUUCAUCAUCAACUCUCUCAUUACCAAAACUAAGGUAAACUGGGCUGCACACUUUUUCAAUUCCAUCUCAAAGCAUUUGGGAAAGCCCAACCAGAAAUAUCUCUGUCAAGGACUAUACCUUGGACAUAUUUUGGGAUCUAUGGCCCUAGCAUCUCAACAUGCCUCCUUUAGGCAAGAGAUAGAGCAAAUGGAAGUCAGGCACACUCAGCUGAUAGAGAAAUCUGAAGGAAAACACAGCGCAGAUCUCAAAGAAAUAAGCAAAUCAGUGCAGAAGACUCUGGAGAUUAUCUCUCUAUUGAGUGAAACUGUGAGCAACACGAUGGAAAUAUAUGCCUCUGACAGUCAACUUCAACUAAAAGAGAUCAACAAAGUUAAAGAGCAAAUAGCGAGUGUCACAGUUAGUCUCCAAAAACAGAUGUCCCUUCUCCAAAUGGACAUCAGAUCAGCCCUAGCAGUAGCUUCAGCAAAUCAGGUAGUGACCAAAGACUACUUGAAGGUGAUCAUUGACAAUCAAAAGGAAGCAUACAAGCUGUUCAGACUUAUUGGCGCAAACUCUGGAAACCGCAAGAUGGAAGUAAUUCUCCAACAACACAGUCCAUCUCCAAUACCACAGCUCCCUAUUGCAGUCAAAGAAGGAGAAGUAUCUUAUAUUCCUUCUCAUCUGAACUUGACAAAUCUAAUCCUUGAAGCACAGCAAAGAAAUCCGGAAAACUCAGCACAGCUUCUAUCCAGCUCAGGACUGGAUGGAACAGAAUUUAUAGGUACCGUUGUUGACCACUUCUCAAAUGAUGCUCAAUCAGAAGAAAGACGUGAAAAUUUAAGGCGCAUCAAAGAACUGUGUGGGAACAUGAAGGGCAUCAGUGAGGUUGCCGGAUCUUCAAAGCGCAAGAAAAACCAAAGGUUCUUUUCAUCAAAACAGGGGGAAAGUAUGUGAACACUAAUGUGUUUUGAUGCAAACACCUUCUUGUUUAAACAUUGCUUGAUUGGUUUAAACAUUGCAAUAUUGCUUCAACAAUUUUCUUAAUUAUGCUAUUAUGCUUGGUUAUGCUUAUCUCAAGUAUGAUUCUGAGUAUUUUUUUGAAGCGCAUACAUUCAGGGGGAAUGUAUUUCAGGGGGAACUUAACUAAUGUUUGGCUAACAAUUGUUUUUGGCAAUGAAUUAUUGAUAAGCUC
Cuscuta campestris is the source of this 1785-nucleotide messenger RNA. The record is from the annotation of a GenBank genome assembly. Lineage: Eukaryota; Viridiplantae; Streptophyta; Magnoliopsida; Solanales; Convolvulaceae.